Saccharomycodes ludwigii is the source of this 975-nucleotide messenger RNA. RefSeq names its product Rab geranylgeranyltransferase BET2 (gene BET2). Gene Ontology annotation, cellular component: Rab-protein geranylgeranyltransferase complex. Gene Ontology annotation, biological process: protein geranylgeranylation. The coding region runs from base 1 to 975 and encodes 324 amino acids. The transcript has a single exon. NCBI's taxonomy places the organism in Eukaryota, Fungi, Ascomycota, Saccharomycetes, Saccharomycodales, Saccharomycodaceae. Gene Ontology annotation, molecular function: Rab geranylgeranyltransferase activity. The record is from RefSeq and is a predicted model, not a curated record.
AUGACAGAACAAAUAAAAUUUUAUAGAGAUAAACACCUUUCUUUUAUAGAAUCAUUAGAUACAAAGACUGAAGAUUAUGAAUAUUGGUUAUCAGAACAUUUAAGAAUUAAUGGUGUAUACUGGGGUUUAACGGCGCUAUGUUGUUUAAAGGCUUCUGACAAAUUCAAAAAGAAGGAUGUUAUAGAAUUUGUACUUUCAUGUUGGGAUAAAGAGAACGGGUCAUUUGCCCCAUUUAAGGGACAUGAUGCACAUUUGUUAAGUACAUUAUCAGCAGUACAAAUACUUGCUAUAUAUGAUAGCAUUUCAGUAUUGAGCCCAGAAAUGGUUGAUUCAAUUGUUAAAUUUGUCACAAGUAACCAGCUAGAAGAUGGGUCCUUUCAAGGUGAUGAAUUUGGUGAGGUUGAUACAAGAUUUACAUACAACGCAUUGAGUACAUUAUCUAUACUAGGUAAAUUAACACCCCAGGUUGUAGACCCAGCCGUUAGUUAUAUUAAAAAUUGUUAUAAUUUUGAUGGCGGGUUUGGAUUAUGUCCAGGAGCUGAAUCGCAUAGUGCACAGGCUUUUACAUGCGUUGGUGCAUUGGCCAUUGUAGGAAAGUUAGAGGAAACAUUAACUAAACAACAACUAGAUGAUUUAGGUUGGUGGUUAUGUGAAAGACAAGUGGACAACGGUGGUUUGAACGGCAGACCUAGCAAACUACCAGAUGUUUGUUAUAGUUGGUGGGUUUUAAGUACUUUGGCCAUCAUUGGAAAGCUAGAUUGGAUUAAUUUUCCAAAAUUACAUUCAUUUAUUUUGAAAAGCCAAGAUCCUCAAAAAGGUGGAAUCAGUGAUAGACCAGGAAAUGAAGUUGAUGUUUAUCAUACUUGCUUUGGCAUAGCAGGUUUAAGUCUAAUGGGGGUUGAAGAUUUGGAGCCUAUAGAUCCAGUUUAUUGUAUGCCAUUCUAUAUCACCAAGAAAUUUCUUAAAUAUAAAUAA